This is a messenger RNA of Pieris macdunnoughi, 1500 nucleotides long. Lineage: Eukaryota; Metazoa; Arthropoda; Insecta; Lepidoptera; Pieridae. The record is from the annotation of a GenBank genome assembly.
AUGCACUUCAUUUUCUUGAUAUUAACAUCUCUGAUACCGUUAUCGCUACAGAAAUCAACACCAGAAGAUUUGAGCUAUGUGGCGGCAGUGGUUGAAUACGAAUUCAGUUGGGAUGUAGCUAGCAAUGUACAGAACUAUCUAACGUUGAUCAGAGAUGCUGCUGAAAAGGAUGCUGACGUGGUGGUAUUCCCAGAGUUAUGCUUAAAUCCUGGUCAAGAUCAUUAUGUGCCUAUUCCAAUUAAUUCCUUGUUGAAGGAUGAUCCAAUACCAGCAAUACGAGCGGAUUUAUAUCAUGAGAUCUUAGUAGCAAUAUCAGCUGGUGCGCGUGAGAACUCGAUCUACGUAGUUGUUAACAUUCAAGAAAUAAUGAACUGUGAGGACGCCCCAGGUGAAGAAUGUCCGGAAAAGAAGACAUAUAUUUUUAACACUAACAUCGUUUUCGACAGACAAGGAGCAGUUGUUAGUAGAUAUCGGAAAAUGAAUCUGUUCGGAGAGUAUUCUCGCACACCAGCUUUAAGGCCAGACUUGGGCGAGUUCUCAACAGACUUUGGUGUCCGGUUUGGACAUUUCAUCUGCUUCGACCUGAUGUUCCAGGUCCCAGCUGUACAGACUCCACAGAAGCUUAAUGUAACUGAUAUCAUAUACACCGGAAUGUGGGUCUCAGAGUUACCCUAUUUAACAGCUGUUCAGAUUCAAGAGGCGUAUGCGCAUUCAAUGAAUGUGAACUUCAUAGCAGCUGGAGCCAAUAAUGUUACUGAGGGUGGAGCAGGGUCUGGCAUUUAUUCUGGCAAGGCGGGUGCUUUAAUAAGCAUCAUGCCUGGUCUACCUACUACACGACUUCUUGUCACAAGGGUUCCUAAAGUUCCUGGACAGGUACAAUCCUAUCCAGGACCAAUAUAUAACGACCCCUCAGAUCAUGACAAUCUCUUAAUUAAUGGGGAUCCAUCGAUGGCAGCCCACACAAGCCGGUUACUUGUACCCGGUUAUCAGAGCUUCACACUUACAAGUGGGGACAUAAUUUGCUCUUUUAAUAUUAAUCUGACGCAAACGGACAAGACGUUAUACAAAUAUCGAGCUGGAGUGUUAAGUGGAGUUCGCACAUAUGACGGCAAGGCAUCUGGAGGUAUAAAGGUGUGUGCUGUAUUCGCUUGUACAGGAGAUGGGAUCGAUUCAUGUAGCAAAAGAUUUCCCAAAUAUACAGCGGAGUCUCUUGCGACGUUUGAAGAGCUAUCCAUAGCUGCGAACCUAACAACUCCAAAACGAAAUGAAGAUUUGCAAGCUGACAACAUAGUUUAUUAUCCAAUAUCGCUACAACCAUCAAUUUUGCCUCUCGAAGCCAAAGACUAUUCCCUUAAUAUCAACCAAAUUGGAGACAGAACCUUUUAUAAUUAUAAGCUUUUAAAUGGAAACGUAGAGUUAUAUUCCUUCGGUAUUUUUGGACGUAUGUUUGAAAGAGAUGACGAGGCACCGUCACCUCCAUGGACUGAGGUGGAAAACUAA